AUGCUGGCGCGGGAUUUGAUGUUGUCUUUGCUCAGCGGGGGAAAGCUUCUUCUUGAGUUACCGGACGAGCCAGCUGCAGUUUCAAGCCUGAUGACCGCACUUGGCCAAGCCGCGUCAAAGCUUCGGGACGUCGGCCUAGCAACCGCGCUCGAUCCGAUAUACGACCCAGCUGCCAUCGCGCAUGGCUGCGGCAGUACGUGCUACGGCAACGGUUCCUCAGCCCACACACAACCUACCCCUGGUUACCCAAACCAUCACCACCACGGCAACUUCGGUGGUGGGGGUGGCGGGUCGCCGUCUUCAUCCUACGACUCCCCCAGCAGCGGCGGCGGCGCUACACGCCGCUCCCACGACAGCGGCGGAAGCGUCUACGUGUUUUGCGCGCGCGCAGUUCCCAUGCCGCCAGCAGCUGCCAACUCAGCUGACGGCACACUCGCCGCCGCAGCCGCCACGUACACGGUGGGCAGCUCUAUGGGUCAGGAGGUGCUGCCCGUCGGCCCCAGUGUCGGCGUCCAUACGCUGCUGCCGGCGCUGCUGCGGGCCGUCCUACGUGAUGGCCUGGUGACAUUGCGCUGCUGUUGGUUUGAUGAAGAACUUGGCACUUAUUCCCUGUGGCCAGACCAGAUGAAGGGGGUUGCCGCCGGCGGCGGCGCCAAUGGCGGCGCCACCAGCGGUCAGGAGGACUGUGAGGACCACGAAGGUUGCGACGCCGCCAGCCUCUGGAGCACGAGCAUUGGCAACAGUGCCAAUGCGGGGCCAUCUGGGUCGGCGGGCGUUGGCGCCGGGCCCGUCGUGGCAGACGCCCAAGCUGCUCGAUUGGCGGCCGCGGCCGCCGCGGCGGCUGCAGCUACUGCUGGAGGCCUGGUUCGCGUGCCCUGCGUGCUGCGCGCCAUUUUCAAAUUGGACCGCCAGCUGCGCGGGUUGGAUCUAGGGGGCCUUGUGGUGCUGCCGCACACGUUUGCCAGGUCCUGCCGAGACAGCCGCACGCAGGUGCUGCACCUGGAUGUGGUCAUCGCUGGCAGCGGCAACGGCAUCAUGGGCGUGACGCAGAGGAGGACGGCCCGCACCUGUUAA
Volvox carteri f. nagariensis is the source of this 1074-nucleotide messenger RNA. RefSeq lists its product as uncharacterized. The coding region runs from base 1 to 1074 and encodes 357 amino acids. The record is from RefSeq and is a predicted model, not a curated record. The transcript has 3 exons. Lineage: Eukaryota; Viridiplantae; Chlorophyta; Chlorophyceae; Chlamydomonadales; Volvocaceae.